AUGAUGGCCUCGAACUCCAAAACGGGGAAACAAGCGCAACCACCAAAGACUGGAAUCGUAACCAAGACUCUCCUGAACAAUGUUGGCCGACAUUCAAAGACUCUGCUUCUUCUUGCUCUCACUUCACUCGUUCAUUUUCGCUUCCCUUUCUCACUUCUCUCUACAUUUUCCACUUCCACUCUCCACUUCCACUUCCACUUUACUCUCCACAAACUACCAAUCUACUACAAUAUGGAUACAAACUUUGAGGUCACAACCUCGCCGAUAUUCACGAUUCUUGUCGGUCCCGACAAGAAGAAAGCAUACAUACAUUCGGCCAUGCUGGCGAAUACCUCCGAUGUCCUCAAUGCACUAGUCCACGGGGGCAUGAAGGAGGCGAAGGAAAAGAAAGUCGAAUGGCCUCACGUCGAUGAGGAGACGUUCUCCAGGUUCUUCCAAUUUGUCUAUGGAAGGGACUACGUAGUCCCUUCCCCAAUUGUACUCUCCAUCCCCGAAGACGCCGACAACUCCCACCCGGAGAACGAUGACACGAACCCAAGCCCCGAAGAGUCUGACUGGAAUCGAACCUUCUCCCUCCAGGAGAACUGGCCUGAGUUUGGGCCUCUUUACAUCCAAAGCUAUGAGGAUCACCAUUGGGUCGAUGACGAGUUUCCUCAUGCUCAGAUCACAUGGCAGCCAUCACCAACAUACGCCAACCAGGACUGGACCCCAUUUUUUACCAAACAGGCCCAACUGUAUGUCGUGGCGGAUAUGUAUCUGGUCGAACCGCUCAUUCGUCUGGUCCUCUUGAGGACCUACAGUUUCCUGAGACAAUUUGAGCUUCUCGAAACCAACAUGGACACUGUCAUUGAUUUCAUCUACCUCGUCUACGAAAACACUGCCCCGAGGUACGGUGAUCGAGUUGAUCGCAUGAGAGACUUAGUGGCUCGCUAUGUCGCCGUGGUUGCUCGCGCUUUCGAAAAAUACGAAGCCUUUACCCAACUUCUUGAGGACCAUGGCGAUUUUGCCGCUGAUCUGUGGAGGGUAGCCUGGGGACACUAG
Penicillium salamii is the source of this 1041-nucleotide messenger RNA. Lineage: Eukaryota; Fungi; Ascomycota; Eurotiomycetes; Eurotiales; Aspergillaceae. The record is from the annotation of a GenBank genome assembly.